Molecule: messenger RNA, 1203 nt
Organism: Drosophila persimilis
Lineage: Eukaryota; Metazoa; Arthropoda; Insecta; Diptera; Drosophilidae
Gene: Ccm3
Product: programmed cell death protein 10
Exons: 5
Coding region: 188-820 (210 amino acids)
Biological process (GO): positive regulation of MAP kinase activity; regulation of Golgi organization
Cellular component (GO): FAR/SIP/STRIPAK complex; Golgi apparatus
Molecular function (GO): protein kinase binding
Source: RefSeq, a predicted model, not a curated record
GUUGUGAACAAUUUUUGUUAAUUUUUUAAUUUAAUUUGUGCAAGUCGUGCGAGUGCAGAGCGUGGCCCAGAUAGCGGAACCAUUGAACAAAAGUGCAGCAUGCGCCAGUCGACAUAGGAAGUACCAUCAACGCAACGCAAUAGGUUGCAGCCAGAUCGGACGUAGGCAAUAGACGAAGUACAUAGAAAUGACCAUGGGCGAGCGUGAGCCAACUUCGUCUCUCGUUCUGCCCGUUAUACUGCGGCCUAUUUUCUCACAGCUGGAGCGACGCGAUGUUGGCGCAGCUCAAUCUCUGCGCUCGGCCAUACUUAAAUCGGAGCAGAACAAUCCGGGGUUUUGCUACGACCUCGUUGCGACGAUCGUGCGACGUGCUGAUCUAAAUGUCAACCUGAAUGAGGCCGUCUUGCGAUUGCAGGGCAACAUUACAGAAGCAGACCUUAAUGAAUACCGCUUGACACGCACCGAGGAGCCCUUCCAGGAGCUGAACCGCAAGUCAGUGGCCCUCAAGGUGAUCCUCAGUCGCAUACCCGACGAGAUUAACGAUAGGAAGACCUUUCUGGAGACCAUUAAGGAAAUCGCCAGCGCCAUAAAGAAAUUGCUCGAUGUGGUCAACGAGAUCGGCUCGUUCAUACCGGGCGUUACGGGCAAGCAGGCUGUGGAGCAGCGGAAGAAAGAGUUUGUCAAAUAUUCCAAGAAGUUCAGCACAACGCUGAAGGAGUACUUCAAAGAAGGACAACCGAAUGCAGUAUUCAUAAGUGCACUUUUUCUAAUACGGCAAACGAAUCAAAUAAUGCUGACAGUUAAGAGCAAAUGCGAGUAGAAAAUUAAAUGUUUGAAUUAUGACAAACCUUAGUGGCAUUUUAAAUUUAUGUUUAAAUAACCAUUUAACUACACCCACACACACACAAAUCAAAUAAAAUCGAGAAAGAGAUAAGCGCAUAAGAAAUGCAAGCACACAAAUAUUACACACACUCCUUCGCCCCAAAAAGAGCCCGAAACAAAAGCAGUCCGAGUUAAAUGUUUAAACGAAAAUCUGUUGCAACUAUCUAGUUAAGCCUAAUCCUAAUGUACACCAUAUCUAUAUGUAUGUAUAUGGAUAUGUAACCACUAAUCGGAGACUAAACCCAAUGCUAAAAAAUGCAAAGGCCCCAAGCAUUGAUUGUAAUUUAUGAUUGACAAAGAGAAACUAUUUGAUGGAGAGGA